CAUAUGUCAUAUUUUAAAGAUAAUUAUUACAUGCCAAACGGUUUUACUGCAUUUAUACACAUCAUAUUUGCUUAUUAGAUUAAAUGAUCCAAAAAUAAUUUUGCCCUCACUUUAAUUUUCUAUUUCUAAAGUAUCUUGCAUCAAUCUGGUCGUUGUUUGGAGGCUGCCACAUUGUUUGGCUUUUAUUGUGAAAAUAUUGACCGGACGUGUGUUUUUGGGUGUAUUCAGAGAGGGAGGGUGCCCCAAGUCUAGUCUAUAAAAAAGGAUGAUUUUCACCCAAAACAUGCUCCCGACCAGCUGCAGCUGUGCGUCAUGUCGUGCUGUGAGGACUUGGCCCGCGGCAGCAUCCUGUUCAGCAUCCUGAACAGAAGCGCUCACAGCCCGCAGAGACUCCUGCACACGCCCGCUGACCACCGGCUCUGCUCCUGCGCGUCCAAGAGCAAACUGGUGGCGAUUCGGGCUCCGGAACUAGUUUUCAAAGCUGCCUCGGAGGUGCUGCUGAAAACUUUCAAGUUCGUGAAAAACGUACCGUGUUUCCGGGGUUUGCCGGCGGAGGACCAGCUGCGGCUGGUGCGCAACAGCUGGGCGCCGCUGCUGCUUUUGGGCAUGGUGCAGGACUCCGUGGACUUCGAGACGGUGGAGACGCUGCAGCCGAGUCUCUUGCACUGGAUUUUAACGCACAAAGAGAUUCAGGACCCAGGGGUGCGAGUCAGUGAUGCGGAGGGGAUCAAAAUGUUUCUGGUCAGGUGCAGAGGGCUGAGGAUCAGCGUCAGAGAAUACGCCUUUCUGAAGGGAGCCAUACUGUUCACCCCGGAAGUGACGCAGCUGGAGUGUCGCGCCUACAUCCAGGCGCUCCAGACAGAGGCUGAGCGCGCGCUUUACGAGCACGUGAGGACGGUGCACCGGGGGAACGCGGGCCGGUUCGGCAGGCUGCGUGCGGUCCUGGACGCGCUGCGGUGCAUGGACCCGGACGCGGUGGCGGGACUCUUCUUCAGACCCGGGACCGGCAGCAUAGAGGAACACGUGCUCGCUCUGUUUUAUGAGAGCUUCAGUAAACACAGCGAGGAUCUACCUGACUCCUCCUCAUGAAUAUCAUCAGGAGGUGAAGCUGAGCCGCUCCUCUCCCUCCUCCUGCUGCUCCCAGGUGUCGGAGGAGGCUGGAACCUGGGAAAUACCAGCUUGAAUUAAAUGAUACUGCAGAUUAUCCCUCCGGAGGCGACGGGACUCUGAGUGUUCAUAAUGUGAAUUAACAUUUCUUGCUGACUCACCUCCCAUGAUGCACACUUAUUUCCCAUCUUUGUAUUAACCUGAAGAUGUGCAUGUAAUAAUGAUACUGGGCUGAAAACCACACUGUUUGACUGACCAAAGCCAGUUUGAAAAUGUGUGCUAAUCAUUGUACAAAGUGUCUUAAUAGCUUCUUUUUUCAGGCUCAACUAACAUCUGUCACUAUCACUUUAGCUGUCAAUUAAGUUUCUCAGAGC
This is a messenger RNA of Centropristis striata (black sea bass), 1481 nucleotides long. Its product is annotated as nuclear receptor subfamily 0 group B member 1-like. Gene Ontology annotation, molecular function: transcription factor binding; transcription corepressor activity. The transcript is spliced from 3 exons. NCBI's taxonomy places the organism in Eukaryota, Metazoa, Chordata, Actinopteri, Perciformes, Serranidae. The record is from RefSeq and is a predicted model, not a curated record. Bases 313 to 1089 code for a protein of 258 amino acids. Gene Ontology annotation, cellular component: cytoplasm; nucleus. Gene Ontology annotation, biological process: negative regulation of transcription by RNA polymerase II.